Messenger RNA from Metarhizium album ARSEF 1941, 714 nucleotides. RefSeq lists its product as uncharacterized. Lineage: Eukaryota; Fungi; Ascomycota; Sordariomycetes; Hypocreales; Clavicipitaceae. The coding region runs from base 1 to 714 and encodes 237 amino acids. The transcript has a single exon. The record is from RefSeq and is a predicted model, not a curated record.
AUGAUGUUUACUGCUGCCAUCGUCCUUACUAUUCUUGCGGCCACUUCUUCCGUGGUCGACUCCCGCUCCCACAAGUAUCCAAAGAAAUCAACUUCCCGCGGCUUCCACCUGGUCGUCAACGUCACCGACUCGUCCCGCCCGCUCGCAAAGUCGCCUCACGGAAAGCUACUUAGCAGCAUUCACAUUGGCCCAACUCACAAUCUCCUUGGAAUUGGCAACGGCUUCAACCCGCGUGUCUUCUACCACAAUGCAACCAAGAAUGAGUUUCGGUCCAGCAAUGCCCAGAUCUUCUCUGGCGGCGGAACCUCCAGCAUCCAGUAUGGCCUCAGCCUCCACUUGGACGAGGGCAACAAUAAUGUUUCCAGCGUCAGAUUAGACGUCGGUGAUGGUCAGCGUGGUCUUUCUAUUUCCCAGGGCCGUCACCCCUACGCCUUUCUCAACUUGAGUCGGCUGGCAAUGUGCAACGAGCCUAUCAAGUAUUACCACGGCAAGAAGAUGGUUAUUCUGAAGCAGUUCAACAACCCCGACAUGGUCCAUGGCAAUAUCCCCGAAGAAUGUGCUCCUAUCCAUCUGCUACCGCAGUGCGUUCCCUUUGAUCCAUCUCGCCCGGCGUGGGGGAUCCCAGUCCACGAGUUCGUUCGGGAAGCAGACUGCUACAAGAACGUCUCUGCGAUUAAUUGGUCCCGCCACACAUCUUUGAGCUGGCACGAGUGA